Aspergillus lentulus is the source of this 1617-nucleotide messenger RNA. RefSeq names its product putative MFS sugar transporter. NCBI's taxonomy places the organism in Eukaryota, Fungi, Ascomycota, Eurotiomycetes, Eurotiales, Aspergillaceae. Gene Ontology annotation, biological process: carbohydrate transport; transmembrane transport. Gene Ontology annotation, cellular component: membrane. Gene Ontology annotation, molecular function: carbohydrate:proton symporter activity. The record is from RefSeq and is a predicted model, not a curated record.
AUGGGGUACACCACCCUUUGGAAGCGGCUCUCGUCGUCGCAGCUCAAUGUGGCUAUUCAAGCUUUCUCCCUUGUUUGCAUCUUCUUCGAGGGAUAUGACCAAGGGGUUAUGGGAGGCGUCAACAGUGCGCCCACUUAUGUUACCGAGGUCGGCAUUGGUGAGCCAAAUGGCAAGGUGACUGAUACUACCCAUCAGGGAGGCAUUGUCAGCAUCUACUACCUUGGAUGUAUCUUUGGCUGCUUUGCCGGCGGCUGGCUGGCGGAUCGUAUUGGCCGUAUCAACGGUCUACUGAUCGGCUCUAUAUUCGCGUUGGUUGGAGGUGCUCUCCAAGCUGCGGCCCAGAGCUCCGACUUUAUGCUGGUUGCUAGAGUCAUCACUGGUGUCGGUACUGGAGCUUUGACCGGUAUCACACCCGUUCUGGUGGCCGAGACUUCUUCGGCAGAGCACCGUGGAGGCUUCUUGGGAUACGUCUUCGUUGCAAACUACUUAGGAAUUUCCAUCGCAUACUGGAUGUCUUUUGGGCUCGCCUUUAUCAAUCACGGUUACUCUGAUAUCCGGUGGCGGUUCUUGCUCGCCUUCCAAUGUGUCCCGGCCCUGAUACUGGUCUUGUUCAUCAAAAUGCUACCCGAUAGCCCCCGUUAUCUCGCAUCAGUCGGUCGUAACGAGGAAGCUCGGGACCUGCUGACCAGGGUCCGCGCUCAUAAAGCAAGCCCCGCGGAUAUCGACCACGAAUACAUGGAGAUUGUUGCAUCCUCUCAGGACAGCAAGCCCAGUUCUCCGAUUGAGUUUGUCAAGAUCCUGAUCGGCAAGGGUGGCAGACCCGGCUCGAAUCUGGGUCGACGGGCCUGGCUUUGUGUCUGGCUUCAGAUCAUGGCUUCGUGGACGGGUAUUACAGCUGUUACAGCGUAUUCCCCCGUUCUUCUCAGCCAAGCCGGGUACAGUGAGAUUACACAAAACGGUCUCGCAGGAGGACUGAACACAAUCGGAAUCCUCGGAACACUCAUCAGUACGCAGAUUGUGGAUAGAUUUGGUCGGAGGAAGUGUCUGAUGCUAGGGUCACUGGUCUUGUUUACUGUCGAGCUUGUGGCCGGUGGCGUGUAUGAAGGCUCGCUUCAGAACCCGAGCAAAGCUUCGCAGUAUGCACCAGCUGCAGUGGCAAUGCUCUUCCUCUUCAACCUGGGCUAUGCUGCAACCUGGGGAACUGUAGCCUUCCUUGUGCCCACGGAGAUUUUCCCAUCGGAUCUCAGAGCGCAAGGCAACGGGUUCGGCAUCACCGGGUGGGCUAUUGGAGUCGGCAUGACCACACUAGUCAAUCCCAUCAUGUUUGGUAGCUUGAAGAGCCGCAGCUACUUCCUCCUUGCUGGGCUUAACCUGCUCUGGAUUCCAAUCGUCUACCUGCUAUACCCGGAAACGUGCAAUCGGUCCCUUGAAUCGAUCGAUGCUUUGUUCUCCACAUCCAGCCCGUUCUACUGGGACAUGGAGCGAGCAUACCAACUUCAUAGUGAUGUGCUCGCGGAGAGAGCAGCGCGGAAACUUGCUGACGAGGAUGCCACAAAGGCUGAAGUUCAAGAAUCAGCCCACGAGGAAUUCCACGGUACGACCAUCGUUGGUGUAUGA